Drosophila ficusphila is the source of this 849-nucleotide messenger RNA. RefSeq lists its product as uncharacterized. NCBI's taxonomy places the organism in Eukaryota, Metazoa, Arthropoda, Insecta, Diptera, Drosophilidae. The transcript has a single exon. The record is from RefSeq and is a predicted model, not a curated record. Bases 1 to 849 code for a protein of 282 amino acids.
AUGCCAGAGCCUGAAGAUCGAAUUGAUGAUCUUCUGCAGCGAUUUUGGGAAUUAGAAUCCUGUCCUUUGGAAAGCUCGAAAUUCACCAAAGAAGAAACGGAAUGCGAGGACCAUUUCCAUAAUACCUUCGUUCGACUACCCACUGGUGAAUACGAAGUUCAGCUACCGAAAACUGGAAAAAUCGAUGGACUUGGAGAGUCAUACCAACAAGCAUUUCGCCGUUUUCUCAACUUGGAGCGAAAACUGGAACGCCAUCCUGAUGUCAAGGAACAAUACUCUAACUUCAUAAAGGAGUAUCUGGAACUCAAUCAUAUGUCGCUUGUCCCGCCAGAUGAUAGAAAGCACUGCAGAUUUUUUCCUCCGCAUCAUUGCGUCUUUAAGGAAGAUAGCACGACCACCAAGCUACGUGUCGUAUUUGAUGGAUCAGCAGCUUCAUCAUCUGGAAUUUCGUUGAAUGACACGUUGAUGGCAGGACCUACCCUACAGGCUAAGCUCUUCAAUAUUUUAAUCCGUUUUCGUACCUUUGCAGUUGCUCUCACUGGAGAUAUUGGGAAAAUGUAUCGCUGUGUUCGAAUAGCCAAGUCAGACAGCUGUUUGCAAUGCAUUCUUUGGCGCGAUUCUGAUCAGGAUGACAUCAGCAUCUACAAGUUGGAUACCGUAACAUACGGUACCAAGCCCGCCGCCUUUCUAUCAGUUCGAGCGAUGCAUCAGUUGGCCAUGGAUGAGCAGUCGAAAUAUCCUGUAGGGUCUCAAAUCGUCAGACGUGAUUUUUAUGUUGAUGACUUGAUCACAGGUGGCAGUUCCAUUGAAGAAGUCGAGGAGAUUCUUAUCAAACGAAGGACUUGCUAG